UUCAUUGUUGAUAGGACAAUUAUCCCCUUGGAAGCUCUAUCGAAUGGGGCUGAGUCUUUAUUUAGUAGCUAUCUAUUAACUAGAUCUAAGCUGGGAAAGAAAAAAAAACCUUACUAUCUGAGAAGGUCGUUCAGUACAAUAGUUGACCGUCGCUACUACCACGCGACUCAGCAGACUAGAAGAGAUGUGACGCAUGUGAUCAAGGAAGAUGUCGAUGAGACGCUGUAUCUGGAUAUUAUAGUUACUUGCUCAAGACUAUCUUCUUUUGUCUAUCCCCCAUCCUUCUGUUGCAAUCAUUGUAAGUAUACUGUUUGUAGGCUCUGUCAGAUGCUGGAGGAGAGACGGCACCUGGGUUGA
Messenger RNA from Rasamsonia emersonii CBS 393.64, 357 nucleotides. RefSeq lists its product as uncharacterized. The annotation marks the transcript as partial. The record is from RefSeq and is a predicted model, not a curated record. The transcript has a single exon. Lineage: Eukaryota; Fungi; Ascomycota; Eurotiomycetes; Eurotiales; Trichocomaceae.